This is a messenger RNA of Suricata suricatta (meerkat), 3250 nucleotides long. It is a transcript of the gene SLITRK6, whose product is annotated as SLIT and NTRK like family member 6. Gene Ontology annotation, cellular component: membrane. Gene Ontology annotation, biological process: positive regulation of synapse assembly; regulation of presynapse assembly; axonogenesis. Gene Ontology annotation, molecular function: protein binding. Bases 500 to 3022 code for a protein of 840 amino acids. NCBI's taxonomy places the organism in Eukaryota, Metazoa, Chordata, Mammalia, Carnivora, Herpestidae. The transcript is spliced from 2 exons. The record is from RefSeq and is a predicted model, not a curated record.
UUGGCAAUCUGACUAAUAACAAACUGAGCUAACAAGAAAGACUAGAAAGGGAGGAAAGAGACCGCUGCUGCUGCUUGGAUCUACAACCUAAGAAAGCAAGACAGAUCAAUCCCAGCUCUGUGAAACAUCUUGUUUAUUUCCUGCGCUCAGCAGCUUGCAAAUGGUUAACUAUAUGCAAAAAAGUCAGCAUAGCUGUGAAGUAUGCCGUGAAUUUUAAUUGGGGAAAAAAGGCAACAGCUUCAGGAUGAUCUAGCAUGCGCUCUGCCUGAAAUACUUUCAAUGAAAUGCUCAGCAUUUAGUCUUCAAGCAGAGGUUUUUAACUUUAUGAAGCAAUGGGACCUGCCAAAAAGUGAAAUUUGAGAAGAAAGUGCGUGGUGGUUGCUGUUUUCUUUUUUUAAUAAGGAAGCUGAAUUUACUUUGAACAUCUCUUCCAGCUGUGCAUUACAGAUAACGUCAGGAAGUCUCUGCUUUACAGAAUCAGAUUUCAUCACAUGACAACAUGAAGCUGUGGAUUCACCUCUUAUAUUUAUCUCUCCUUGCCUGUAUAUCUUCACAGUCUCAAACUCCAAUGUCCUUGGCCAGAGGUUCUUGUGAUUCUCUUUGCAAUUGUGAGGAAAAAGAUGGCACAAUGCUAAUAAAUUGUGAAGAUAAAGGUAUCGAGAAGUUAUCCCAAAUAAGUGUGCCACCAUCACGACCUUUUCACCUAAGUUUAUUAAAUAAUGGCUUGACAAUGCUUCACACAAAUGACUUUUCUGGGCUUACCAAUGCUAUCUCAAUACACCUUGGAUUUAACAAUAUUGCAGAUAUUGAGACCGGUGCAUUUAAUGGCCUUGGCCUUCUUAAGCAACUUCAUAUCAAUCACAAUUCCUUAGAAAUUCUUAAAGAGGAUACUUUCCAUGGACUAGAAAACCUGGAAUUCCUACAAGCAGAUAACAAUUUCAUUACAGUGAUUGAACCAAGUGCCUUUAGCAAGCUCAACAGACUUAAAGUGUUAAUUUUAAAUGACAACGCUAUUGAGAGUCUUCCUCCAAACGUAUUUCGGUUCGUUCCUUUAACCCAUCUAGAUCUUCGUGGGAAUCAGUUGCAAGCAUUGCCUUACGUUGGUUUUUUAGAACACAUUGGCCGGAUAUUGGACCUCCAGUUGGAGGACAAUAAGUGGACCUGUAAUUGUGACUUAUUAGAGCUAAAAAUUUGGUUGGAAAAUAUGCCUCCACAGUCUGUAAUUGGUGAUGUCGUCUGCAACAGCCCUCCAUUUUUCAAAGGAAGUAUACUAAGCAGACUGAAAAAGGAAUCAAUUUGCCCCACCCCACCAGUGUAUGAAGAACAUGAGGAUCCAUCAGGAUCAUUACAUCUGGCAGCAACGUCUUCAAUAAGCGAAAGUCGCUUGUCAACCAAGACCACACCUCUUUUAAAACCAACUACCAAAGUACCAGUUUUGAUACCCUAUAUUACAAAGCCAUUCACUCAACUUCCAGGACCCUACUGUCCUAUCCCCUGUAACUGCAAAGUUCUAUCCCCAUCAGGACUUCUAGUACACUGUCAAGAACGCAAUAUUGAAAGCUUAUCAGAUCUAAAACCUCCUCCACAUAAUCCUAGAAAGCUUGUUCUAGCAGGGAAUAUUAUCCAUACGUUAAUGAAGUCUGAUCUAGUGGAAUACUUCACUUUGGAAAUGCUUCACUUGGGAAAUAACCGUAUUGAGGUUCUUGAGGAAGGAUCAUUUAUGAAUUUGACAAGACUGCAAAAACUCUAUCUAAAUGGUAACCAUCUGACCAAAUUAAGUAGAGGCAUGUUCCUUGGUCUCCACAAUCUUGAAUACUUAUAUCUUGAAUACAAUGCAGUUAAGGAAAUACUGCCAGGAACCUUUAACCCAAUGCCCAAACUUAAAGUUCUCUAUUUAAACAACAACCUCCUACAAGUUUUACCACCACAUAUUUUUUCGGGGGUUUCCCUAACAAGGAUAAACCUGAAAACAAACCAGUUUACCCAUCUCCCUGUAAGUAAUAUCUUGGACGACCUUGAUUUAUUGACUCAGAUUGACCUUGAGGACAAUCCCUGGGACUGCUCCUGUGACCUGGUUGGAUUGCAGCAGUGGCUACAAAAACUAAGUAAGAACACAGUAACAGAUGACCUCCUCUGCACUUCUCCAGAGCACCUGGACAAAAAGGAAUUAAAAGCACUGACUAGUGAACUUCUUUGCCCUGGCUUAGUCAAUAACCCAUCCCUGCCGACUCAAACUAGUUACAUAAUUGUCAGCACUCCCGCAACCACAACUACAGCCAAUACUAUUUUGAGAUCACUUACUGAUGCUGUACCGCUCUCUGUUCUAAUACUAGGACUGCUGAUUGUGUUCAUAACCAUUGUGUUCUGUGCUGCAGGGAUAGUGGUUCUUGUUCUCCACCGCAGGAGAAGAUACAAAAAGAAACAAGCAGAUGAGCAGAUGAGAGACAGCAGUCCGGUCCAUCUCCAAUACAGUAUGUAUGGCCAUAAAACAACUCACCACACUACUGAAAGACCCACCGCAUCACUCUAUGAGCAGCACAUGGUGAGUCCCAUGGUUCAUGUCUAUAGAAGUCCAUCCUUUGGCCCAAAGCAUUUGGAGGAGGAAGAAGAAAGGAAUGAAAAAGACGGAAGUGACACAAAACAUCUCCAAAGAAGCCUUUUAGAACGGGAAAAUCAUUCACCACUCACGGGGUCAAAUGUGAAAUACAAAACCACAGACCAAUCAACUGAAUUUUUAUCUUUUCAGGAUGCCAGUUCAUUAUAUAGGAACAUUUUAGAGAAAGAAAGAGAACUCCAGCAACUGGGAAUCACAGAAUACCUAAGGAAGAACAUUGCUCAACUCCAGCCUGACAUGGAGGUACAUUAUCCUGGAGCCCAUGAAGAGUUAAAAUUAAUGGAGACUUUAAUGUACUCCAGGCCAAGGAAAGUACUAGUGGAACAGACUAAAAAUGAGUAUUUUGAACUUAAAGCUAACUUACAUGCUGAACCUGACUACUUAGAAGUCCUGGAGCAGCAAACAUAGAUGGAGAGAUUGAGGGCUUUUGCAGAAAUGCUGUGAUUCUGUCUUAAGUCCAAACCUUGUAAAUAAGUGCCUUACAUGAGUGUGUCAUCAAUCAGAACUGAAGCACAGCAGUAAUCCUAUGGGAAAAAAGAAGAAAAAGAAACUCAGGGAUUGUUGGGAGAAGCCAUUGCGUUGUCUUCAGGCAAUUUUGCCCACCCCCCAAUAAAAUAAAUCCUUGCAUCUAAAUCA